AUGAAUUUCUUUGGGUCUAAACAACAAAGCAACGUGCAUAACAACUCUAAUCCAUCUAACAAUGAUGGAACUAAGAGUACCAACAGAGUAGGUGGCAAUGUAUUUUUUCCAAAUUUCUCAACUCAAAUGGCUACGCCUACCACUGCCGUGAGUUCAAAUUCUUACGCCAUGGGUACCACAGGAAUUACGUCGGAGAAUGUAAUAUCCCAAAUGAAAGCUAUGCAUGAACCAGCUGAACAACAGCAAUCGUCUAGUAUAUCUAAACCUGGUAUAAUAACAACGCCGGCAAAAGACGAUGUAUCAUAUUCAUCAUCGUCCGAUACAUCAAGACAAGUGACUUCAUCGUCAACAACAACAACAAAUUCUAACGUCGCGAAGGCCAAUUCUCUACAUCCAAUGAGUGUUUCAAAUAAAUCAGCUAAUGUCACUAAUAGUGCAACUACCACUGGGCCAGGAACUGAUAUUCCAAGAGGUAAAUUAGAGGUAACUAUCGUGGAGGCAAAGAACCUUUUUACAAUAUCGAACGACUCUGAACCAUACGUGGUUUGUACUUUUGAAAGUUCGGAAUUUAUUUCUAAUGGUCCAGAAUCUGUAAGCAAUGCAAAGUCUCCUGGUUCCAAUAAAGCUUGGAAUUCUGGUCUGCCAGUCAUUAAAGAAUACCUAAAGAAGAGACCGCUAUAUACACAUAGAUCCUCCUCUCAAUUAAACAAAAUGAAUAGUCAAGAUGGUGAUACCUCUAGUGGAUCGUUAGAACAAAAUGAUGGUUCUAAUCCAAUAUGGCAUCAUAAGACCACGUUUGACGUAUUAGGCGCUCACUCAGAAUUAGAUAUUUCUGUUUAUGAUGCUGCACAUGAUGAUAUGUUUAUGGGUCAAGUUAGAUUACGUCCAAAUAUUCAUACUACACAAUUUGCUUCUCAGGAUAAAUGGUAUCCUUUGAAGAGUAGAGUGCUUGACGAAAAUGUUACAGGUGACAUAUUAAUUAAAUGGGAAUAUUCUUCAACUAAGAAGAGACAUUAUGGGCCUAAUGAUUUUGAAGUGCUAAGACUUUUGGGUAAAGGAACCUUUGGACAAGUGUACCAAGUGAAAAAGAAGGAUACAAAAAGAAUAUAUGCAAUGAAAGUCUUAUCUAAGAAAGUUAUUGUUAAAAAGAAUGAAGUGGCUCAUACUAUUGGAGAAAGAAAUAUAUUGGUCACUACAGCAACAAAGGCUUCUCCAUUUAUAGUAGGUCUAAAGUUCUCAUUCCAAACGCCCACCGACCUGUAUCUGGUAACAGAUUUCAUGAGUGGUGGUGAAUUAUUUUGGCAUUUACAAAAGGAAGGUAGAUUUACUGAAGAAAGAGCUAAAUUUUACAUUGCUGAAUUAGUAUUGGCCUUGGAAUAUUUGCACGACAAUGACAUUGUUUAUAGAGAUUUAAAACCUGAAAAUAUCUUACUAGAUGCCAAUGGGAACAUUGCUCUGUGUGAUUUUGGUCUUUCUAAGGCUGAUUUGAAAGAUCGUACCAAUACAUUUUGUGGGACCACCGAAUAUUUAGCUCCAGAACUUUUAUUGGAUGAAGCAGGUUACACUAAAAUGGUAGAUUUUUGGUCACUAGGUGUUCUGAUUUUUGAAAUGUGUUGUGGUUGGUCUCCAUUUUUUGCUGAAGAUAACCAAAAAAUGUAUCAAAAAAUUGCCUUUGGUAAGGUCAAAUUUCCAAGAGAUGUGUUAUCACCAGAAGGGCGUUCGUUUGUCAAAGGUCUAUUGAAUAGAAAUCCCAAACAUAGAUUAGGUGCUAUUGAUGAUGGACGAGAAUUGAGGGCACAUCCUUUUUUCGCUGAUAUUGAUUGGGAUGCAUUAAGAGAAAAGAAAAUUCCACCUCCAUUUAAGCCACAUCUUGUUUCUGAGACGGAUACUUCCAAUUUCGAUCCAGAAUUUACUCAAACUUCAACAUCUUACAUGAAUAAACAUCAACCUAUCGCUGCCACUCCAUUAUCACCAGCUAUGCAAGCUAAAUUUGCUGGAUUUACAUUUGUUGAUGAAUCCACUAUGGACGAUCAUUAUAAUAAUGUCUACAGCAACCGUAAAUUUUUGCAAAGUUCAUAUUACAUGGAGCCCGGUUCAUUUAUCCCAGGAAACCCCAACUUGCCUCCAGAAGAGGAUGUCAUCGAUGAUCACGAAGAAGAGUUAAAGAAUGGGAAUAUUUCGGGGCAAAUUGAUUAUGAUGGUGAUCAACACAUGGAUGAUGAAUUUGUAAGUGGGAACUUUGAGAUCUAA
This is a messenger RNA of Naumovozyma castellii, 2250 nucleotides long. RefSeq names its product serine/threonine protein kinase SCH9 (gene SCH9). The transcript has a single exon. NCBI's taxonomy places the organism in Eukaryota, Fungi, Ascomycota, Saccharomycetes, Saccharomycetales, Saccharomycetaceae. The record is from RefSeq and is a predicted model, not a curated record. Bases 1 to 2250 code for a protein of 749 amino acids.